AUGACCACAUUAGGUUUGCAUGAUUCAAUAAAAGACCGACAGUCAAACCGUGUGAUAUGUGGGUGCUAUGUCCUUAUAAUUACCAUACUAGUUUUUUUCGUAAUCGAUAGGGCGGAGAUUUCACUUGCGUUUGAACUGUCUGGCACUACUACACAAUUUUUCAGUAUGAAAGGAGGUGAUUUCAAAGCGAGGCAAAUUGUUUGUUCAGCAAGAGACAUCCAACUGAUCUCUGCAUGUGGCCCUGUUUCUCGAGAGUCUUUCAAUCAGCUGUUGAAUGAUUUGACCCUGUCUGGAAAAAAAUAUGGCCUAAAGAGCAAGGUGCCUGAUAGUUCUGCUGCAGGUGCCGAGUACGAUUGCAAGGAGAUCCACACUCUCACUCUCCUACCACAUGCAAUCUACAACAACAGCAGCUGCAAUGACAGCAGCUGCAACAACAGCAGCUACAACAACAGCAGCUGCAACAACAACAGCAGCUACAACGACAGCAGCUGCAAUGACAGCAGCUGCAACAACAGCAGCUACAACAACUGCAGCUACAACAACAGCAGCUGCAACAGCAACAAUAACACUAUUAAUAAUAACAACAACAAUUGUAAUUAUAACCGUAAUAAUAACUCAUCCUUGAUAUAA
Helobdella robusta is the source of this 630-nucleotide messenger RNA. RefSeq lists its product as hypothetical. The record is from RefSeq and is a predicted model, not a curated record. NCBI's taxonomy places the organism in Eukaryota, Metazoa, Annelida, Clitellata, Rhynchobdellida, Glossiphoniidae. The transcript is spliced from 4 exons. Bases 1 to 630 code for a protein of 209 amino acids.